Sabethes cyaneus is the source of this 7389-nucleotide messenger RNA. Its product is annotated as mucin-22-like. Lineage: Eukaryota; Metazoa; Arthropoda; Insecta; Diptera; Culicidae. The record is from RefSeq and is a predicted model, not a curated record. The transcript has 23 exons. The annotation marks the transcript as partial.
GAACCGUCCACCACCACAACCGAACGAACUACGACUACAACUGAAGCUACAACCACGACGACAGAGGAACCGUCCACCACCACUACCGAAGGAACUACGACUACAACUGAAGCUACAACCACGACGACAGAGGAACCGUCCACCACCACAACCGAAGGAACUACAACUACAACUGAAGCUACAACCACGACGACAGAGGAACCAUCCACCACCACUACCGAAGGAACUACGACUACAACUGAAGCUACAACCACGACAACAGAGGAACCGUCCACCACCACAACCGAAGGAACUACGACUACAACUGAAGCUACAACCACGACGACAGAGGAACCGUCCACCACCACAACCGAAGGAACUACGACUACAACUGAAGCUACAACCACGACGACAGAGGAACCGUCCACCACCACAACCGAAGGAACUACGACUACAACUGAAGCUACAACCACGACGACAGAGGAACCGUCCACCACCACAACCGAAGGAACUACGACUACAACUGAAGCUACAACCACGACGACAGAAGAACCGUCCACCACCACAACCGAAGGAACUACUACAACUGAAGCUACAACCACGACGACAGAGGAACCAUCCACCACCACUACCGAAGGAACUACGACUACAACUGAAGCUACAACCACGACGACAGAGGAACCGUCCACCACCACAACCGAAGGAACUACGACUACAACUGAAGCUACAACCACGACGACAGAGGAACCGUCCACCACCACAACCGAAGGAACUACGACUACAACUGAAGCUACAACAACCACGACGACAGAAGAACCGUCCACCACCACUACCGAAGGAACUACGACUACAACUGAAGCUACAACCACGACGACAGAAGAACCGUCCACCACCACAACCGAAGGAACUACGACUACAACUGAAGCUACAACCACGACGACAGAGGAACCGUCCACCACCACAACCGAAGGAACUACGACUACAACUGAAGCUACAACCACGACGACAGAGGAGCCGUCCACCACCACUACCGAAGGAACUACGACUACAACUGAAGCUACAACCACGACGACAGAGGAACCGUCCACCACCACAACCGAAGGAACUACGACUACAACUGAAGCUACAACCACGACGACAGAAGAACCGUCCACCACCACUACCGAAGGAACUACGACUACAACUGAAGCUACAACCACGACGACAGAAGAACCGUCCACCACCACAACCGAAGGAACUACGACUACAACUGAAGCUACAACCACGACGACAGAAGAACCGUCCACCACCACAACCGAAGGAACUACGACUACAACUGAAGCUACAACCACGACGACAGAGGAACCGUCCACCACCACUACCGAAGGAACUACGACUACAACUGAAGCUACAACCACGACGACAGAGGAACCGUCCACCACAACCGAAGGAACUACGACUACAACUGAAGCUACAACCACGACGACAGAGGAACCGUCCACCACCACUACCGAAGGAACUACGACUACAACUGAAGCUACAACCACGACGACAGAGGAACCGUCCACCACCUCAACCGAAGGAACUACGACUACAGCUGAAGCUACAACCACGACGACAGAAGAACCGUCCACCACCACAACCGAAGGAACUACGACUACAACUGAAGCUACAACCACGACGACAGAAGAACCGUCCACCACCACAACCGAAGGAACUACGACUACAACUGAAGCUACAACCACGACGACAGAGGAACCGUCCACCACCACUACCGAAGGAACUACGACUACAACUGAAGCUACAACCACGACGACAGAGGAACCGUCCACCACCACUACCGAAGGAACUACGACUACAACUGAAGCUACAACCACGACGACAGAGGAACCGUCCACCACCUCAACCGAAGGAACUACGACUACAACUGAAGCUACAACCACGACGACAGAAGAACCGUCCACCACCACAACCGAAGGAACUACGACUACAACUGAAGCUACAACCACGACGACAGAAGAACCGUCCACCACCACAACCGAAGGAACUACGACUACAACUGAAGCUACAACCACGACGACAGAAGAACCGUCCACCACCACAACCGAAGGAACUACGACUACAACUGAAGCUACAACCACGACGACAGAGGAACCGUCCACCACCACAACCGAAGGAACUACGACUACAACUGAAGCUACAACCACGACGACAGAAGAACCGUCCACCACCACAACCGAAGGAACUACGACUACAACUGAAGCUACAACCACGACGACAGAGGAACCGUCCACCACCACUACCGAAAGAACUACGACUACAACUGAAGCUACAACCACGACGACAGAGGAACCGUCCACCACCACUACCGAAGGAACUACGACUACAACUGAAGCUACAACCACGACGACACCCACCGGAAUGCCAAUCACAUACAUAAAAAUUCAACUAAAACCGCAGAAACAUUUGGCGGGUAUACAAGCUGAAAUAGUAAGCGGAGGAAUUGGUGCACCUUCCGUCGUGCUGUCGAUCAAUGCCUCGUUGAGAAAGUACCACUUCUUCACGAAUGUUAUCGUUGACAUGAUGUGCUCCCCACCCGCAUCAACUGCAACGACAACAACAGAACAACCGUCCACCACAACUACCGAGGCAACUACGACUACUACCGAAGGUUCAACAACAACUACAGAAGGAUCUACGACUACUACUGAAGGUUCCACCACAACCACAGAAGGAUCAACGACUACUACUGAAGGUUCCACCACAACAACCGAGGGAUCAACGACUACAACUGAAGGUUCAACCACAACAACCGAGGGAUCGACGACUACUACUGAAGGUUCAACCACAACUACUGAGGCAUCCACGACUACAACUGAGGGUUCAACCACAACAACCGAGGGAUCCACGACUACAACUGAAGGUUCAACUACAACCACAGAAGGAUCCACGACUACAACUGAAGGUUCAACCACAACUACCGAAGGCUCGACAACUACUACUGAAGGUUCAACCACAACAACCGAGGGAUCGACGACUACUACUGAAGGUUCAACCACAACCACUGAGGGAUCUACGACUACAACUGAAGGUUCAACCACAACUACAGAAGGAUCCUCGACUACAACUGAAGGUUCAACCACAACAACCGAGGGAUCAACGACUACAACUGAAGGUUCAACCACAACAACCGAGGGAUCGACGACUACUACUGAAGGUUCAACCACAACCACAGAGGGAUCCACGACUACAACUGAAGGUUCAACCACAACAACCGAGGGAUCGACGACUACUACUGAAGGUUCAACCACAACUACUGAGGGAUCCACGACUACAACUGAGGGUUCAACGACAACAACCGAGGGAUCAACCACUACAACUGAAGGUUCAACCACAACAACCGAGGGAUCGACGACUACUACUGAAGGUUCAACCACAACCACAGAGGGAUCCACGACUACAACUGAAGGUUCAACCACAACAACCGAGGGAUCGACGACUACUACUGAAGGUUCAACCACAACUACUGAGGGAUCUACGACUACUACUGAAGGUUCAGCCACAACCACAGAAGGAUCCACGACGACUACUGAAGAAGGAUCCACGACUACUACUGGUGGUUCAACCACAACCACAGAAGGAUCCACGACUACUACUGAAGGUUCAACCACAACUACCGAGGGAUCUACGACGACUACUGAAGGUUCAACUACAACUACUGAGGGAUCUACGACUACUACUGGUGGUUCAACCACAACCACAGAAGGAUCCACGACUACUACUGAAGGUUCAACCACAACUACCGAGGGAUCUACGACGACUACUGAAGGUUCAACUACAACUACUGAGGGAUCUACGACUACUACUGAAGAAGGAUCCACGACUACUACUGAAGGUUCCACCACAACUACUGAGGGAUCUACGACUACAACUGAAGGUUCAACCACAACUACUGAGGGAUUUACGACUACAACUGAAGAAGGAUCCACGACUACUACUGGUGGUUCAACCACAACCACAGAAGGAUCCACGACUACUACUGAAGGUUCCACCACAACUACCGAGGGAUCUACGACGACUACUGAAGGUUCAACUACAACUACUGAGGGAUCUACGACUACUACUGGUGGUUCAACCACAACCACAGAAGGAUCCACGACUACUACUGAAGGUUCAACCACAACUACCGAGGGAUCUACGACGACUACUGAAGGUUCAACUACAACUACUGAGGGAUCUACGACUACUACUGAAGGUUCAACCACAACAACCGAGGGAUCAACGACUACAACUGAAGGUUCAACCACAACAACCGAGGGAUCGACAACUACUACUGAAGGUUCAACCACAACUGCUGAGGGAUCUACGACUACAACUGAAGGUUCAACCACAACCACAGAAGGAUCCACGACUACUACUGAAGGUUCCACCACAACUACUGAGGGAUCUACGACUACAACUGAAGGUUCAACCACAACAACCGAGGGAUCAACGACUACAACUGGUGGUUCAACCACAACAACCGAGGGAUCGACGACUACUACUGAAGGUUCCACCACAACUACUGAGAGAUCUACGACUACUACUGAAGGUUCAACCACAACUACUGAGGGAUCCACGACUACAACUGAAGGUUCAACCACAACAACCGAGGGAUCAACGACUACAACUGAAGGUUCAACCACAACAACCGAGGGAUCGACGACUACUACUGAAGGUUCAACCACAACAACCGAGGGAUCUACGACGACUACUGAAAGUUCAACCACAACAACCGAGGGAUCGACGACUACAACUGAAGGUUCAACCACAACUACCGAGGGAUCUACUACUGAAGGUACGACGUCGACGACCGAAGAAGGCUCCACCUCGUCUACUGAAGCAACGACGACUACUACUGAAGGUACGACGUCGACGACCGAAGAAGGCUCCACCUCGUCUACUGAGGCAACGACGACUACUACUGAAGUUACGACGUCGACGACCGAAGAAGUUUCCACCUCGUCUACUGAGGCAACUACGACAACUACUGAAGCUACGACCACGACGACAGAAGAACCGUCAACCACAACUACCGGUGGUUUCGUUAUUAGGAGGUCCAAGCUACGGAAACCUAAACCGGCGGUUAAGCUUCCUACGCCCACCGGAAUGCCAAUCACAUACAUUAAAAUUCAAUUAAAACCGCAGAAACAUUUGGCGGGUAUACAAGCUGAAAUAGUAAGCGGAGGAAUUGGUGCACCUUCCGUCGUGCUGUCGAUUAAUGCCUCGUUGAGAAAGUACCACUUCUUCACGAAUGUCAUCGUUGACAUGAUGUGCUCCCCACCCGCAUCAACUGCAACAACAACAACAGAACAACCGUCCACCACAACUACCGAGGCAACUACAACUACUACCGAAGGUUCAACAACAACUACAGAAGGAUCUACGACUACUACUGAAGGUUCAACCACAACUACUGAAGGAUCCACGACGACUACUGAAGGUUCAACCACAACUACCGAGGGAUCUACGACUACUACUGAGGGUUCAACGACAACUACUGAGGGAUCUACGACUACUACUGAAGGUUCAACCACAACUACAGAAGGAUCUACGACGACUACUGAAGGUUCAACCACAACUACAGAAGGAUCUACGACGACUACUGAAGGUUCAACCACAACUACUGAAGGAUCUACGACGACUACUGAAGGUUCAACCACAACUACAGAAGGAUCUACGACGACUACUGAAGGUUCAACCACAACUACCGAAGGAUCCACGACGACUACUGAAGGCUCAACGACAACUACUGAGGGAUCUACGACUACAACUGAAGGUUCAACUACAACUACCGAGGGAUCUACGACGACUACUGAAGGUUCAACCACAACUACAGAAGGAUCUACGACUACUACUGAAGGCUCAACGACAACUACUGAGGGAUCUACGACUACAACUGAAGGUUCAACUACAACUACCGAGGGAUCUACGACGACUACUGAAGGUUCAACCACAACUACAGAAGGAUCUACGACGACUACUGAAGGUUCAACCACAACUACAGAAGGAUCUACGACGACUACUGAAGGAUCCACGACUACAACUGAAGGCUCAACGACAACUACUGAGGGAUCUACGACUACAACUGAAGGUUCAACUACAACUACCGAGGGAUCUACGACGACAACUGAAGGUUCAACCACAACUACAGAAGGAUCUACGACGACUACUGAAGGUUCAACCACAACUACUGCAGGAUCUACGACGACUACUGAAGGAUCCACGACUACAACUGAAGGCUCAACGACAACUACUGAGGGAUCUACGACUACAACUGAAGGUACAACUACAACUACCGAGGGAUCUACGACUACUACUGAAGGAUCCACGACUACAACUGAAGGCUCAACGACAACUACUGAGGGAUCUACGACUACAACUGAAGGUUCCACCACAACCACAGAAGGAUCCACGACUACAACUGAAGGUUCAACUACAACUACCGAAGGAUCCACGACUACUACUGAAGGUUCAACCACAACUACCGAAGGAUCUACGACGACUACUGAAGGUUCAACCACAACUACAGAAGGAUCCACGACGACUACUGAAGGUUCAACCACAACUACCGAAGGAUCUACGACGACUACUGAAGGUUCAACCACAACUACCGAAGGAUCUACGACGACUACUGAAGGUUCAACCACAACUACUGCAGGAUCCACGACUACAACAGAAGGUUCAACUACAACUACCGAGGGAUCGACGACUACUACUGAAGGUUCAACCACAACUACUGAAGGAUCUACGACGACUACUGAAGGUUCAACCACAACUACCGAAGUAUCCACGACUACUACUGAAGGUUCAACCACGACUACUGAGGGAUCUACGACUACUACUGAAGGUUCAACGACAACUACUGAGGGAUCUACGACUACAACUGAAGGCUCAACGACGACUACUGAGGGAUCUACGACUACAACUGAAGGUUCAACCACAACUACCGAAGGAUCUACGACGACUACUGAAGGUUCAACCACAACUACAGAAGGAUCUACGACGACUACUGAAGGUUCAACCACAACUACAGAAGGAUCUACGACGACUACUGAAGGAUCUACGACGACUACUGAAGGUUCAACCACAACUACCGAGGGAUCUACGACUACAACUGAAGGUUCAACCACGACUACAGAAGGUUCUACGACUACUACUGAAGGCUCAACUACAACUACCGAGGGAUCUACAACUACUACUGAAGGUUCAACCACAACCACCGAGGGAUCGACGACUACAACUGAAGGUUCAACCACGACUACAGAAGGCUCAACCACAACUACCGAGGGAUCUACGACGACUACUGAAGGUUCAUCUACAACUACCGAGGGCUCUACCACAGGACAGUCGACAACAACCACUGAAGAAUCUACGACCUACGAAGGAUGA